Python bivittatus (Burmese python) is the source of this 2257-nucleotide messenger RNA. RefSeq names its product eukaryotic translation initiation factor 5 (gene EIF5). Gene Ontology annotation, cellular component: cytosol. The record is from RefSeq and is a predicted model, not a curated record. Gene Ontology annotation, molecular function: translation initiation factor activity; eukaryotic initiation factor eIF2 binding; GDP-dissociation inhibitor activity. Gene Ontology annotation, biological process: formation of cytoplasmic translation initiation complex; translational initiation. NCBI's taxonomy places the organism in Eukaryota, Metazoa, Chordata, Lepidosauria, Squamata, Pythonidae.
GCGGGGUCGACAGGGGUGGAAAGAAAGAAAGCGAAUAUAAGGAGAGGUCGCCGAACAUCAUGACUGACAAGUACCUGAAACCAAUGAAAAAGAAGAACGGCGAACGAUGAGCCAAUACGACGAAGAGGAAGGCGUGGACUCUCCGACGGCUGAUUGAUCCCAGCCCUGGUGACGGUGUUGUUCAGUCGGCGCGAGAACAUUCUAGAGAGUAACCGGCAAGGCUGCUCCCGCUGAUCCCGGCCGCCUCAGGACGCUUGGACCCCCCUCCCCUCUCCUGGCGGUUGCGGCGUCCGCCUCCUCCGCCUUCGAUAUCUGUAUCUCUUUAGGAAAAGAGUCCGGGUGCUCGGUGACACCCUCAGCUCCGCCAUCGUUCUCCUCGCACCAAUUCGGCUUCGUCACAGCCCGGGGCGAGCAGCGUUGGGUUUAUGUCUGUAUUGGACGAAAACGAGCUGUUGCGCAGCCAUUGGUACCUGUAUUGGGGAAAUAUAGCAUACAAGCAAGAACCUCACAGCCUCAGUGGCGAAAAUUUUUUCAUGUCAGAGACCGAGAACUCUUGCAGUCGUUUAUGUCAUCACGUCUUCUCCAGACAGAAGAUACCAAAAAGUUGCAAUCAAAGAUCUCUCCAUCUUAUUGAUAAAGCUACUAAUAAGCCAAAAUGUCUGUCAACGUCAACCGCAGUGUUUCAGAUCAGUUCUAUCGCUACAAAAUGCCCCGUCUGAUUGCCAAGGUUGAGGGCAAAGGAAAUGGGAUAAAGACAGUUAUCGUCAACAUGGUUGACGUUGCAAAGGCGCUUAAUCGGCCUCCUACGUAUCCCACCAAAUUUUUUGGUUGUGAGCUGGGAGCGCAGACCCAGUUUGAUGUUAAGAAUGACCGUUACAUUGUCAAUGGAUCUCAUGAGGCGAAUAAGCUACAAGACAUGUUGGAUGGGUUCAUUAAAAAAUUUGUUCUCUGUCCUGAGUGUGAAAAUCCUGAAACUGAUCUGCAUGUCAAUCCUAAGAAACAAACUAUUGGUAACUCUUGCAAAGCCUGUGGCUAUCGAGGCAUGCUUGACACAAACCAUAAACUCUGCACGUUCAUCCUUAAAAACCCACCUGAGAGCAGCGAGUCUGGUACAGGCAAGAAAGAGAAAGAAAAGAAAAAUAGAAAAGGCAAGGAUAAAGAGAACGGUUGUGUGUCUACUACUGAGACGCUGCCACAACAGUCAGCACCACCAGAAGAAUGUAGUCCUCCAAAUGUAGUGGAGGAAGAGGAAGAUGAUGACUGGGGUGAAGAUACCACUGAAGAAGCCCAAAGGCGCAGAAUGGAUGAAAUCACUGAUCGUGCAAAAGUUCUCACAUUGACUGAUGAUCUAGAAAGGACUGUUGAAGAAAGAGUCAAUUUACUAUUUGACUUUGUUAAGAAAAAGAAAGAAGAAGGUGUCAUAGAGUCUUCUGACAAAGAUAUUGUGGCAGAAGCAGAAAGAUUAGAUGUUAAAGCUAUGGGCCCCCUGGUGUUGACUGAAGUCCUCUUUGAUGAAAAAAUAAGAGAACAGAUAAAGAAAUACAGGCGCCAUUUCUUGCGUUUCUGCCACAACAACAAGAAGGCCCAGAGAUACCUACUUCAUGGCUUGGAAUGCGUAGUAGCUAUGCAUCAAUCACAGCUGAUUUCUAAAAUUCCACACAUCCUGAAGGAAAUGUAUGAUGCAGAUCUUCUGGAAGAAGAAGUCAUAUUGAGCUGGGCAGAAAAGGCCUCAAAGAAAUAUGUUUCUAAAGAGCUUGCCAAAGAAAUUCGUGUUAAAGCAGAGCCAUUCAUUAAAUGGCUGAAAGAAGCCGAAGAGGAAUCAUCUGGCAAUGAGGAAGAAGAUGAUGAAGAUGAAAACAUUGAGGUGGUGUACUCCAAGACAGCCAGUGUACCUAAAGUUGAAACAGUGAAGACUGCAAACAACAAGGAAGAUGACAUUGAUAUUGAUGCUAUUUAAAAUGAAUCAAACUAGUUUCCAGUGUUACAAUGCAUACUUCUCUGCAUCUCUUGCCAGAAGUGCAACAUAUGUGCACAAGCUAUAAUAGCUAUAAACAUCAUGCUAUACUUCUUGAACUCAAAUGUAUGUUACCAUGACUGGUAUUUGUAACUAAGCUUAACAGAUGAGAGGAGUUAAUACACCAGCAGACUGAUCCAAGUUUGCUGUAUGGCAUGUUCCUUUUAAACUUGUAUUGGACAUAAAUACUUGGAGCACAUUUAUACAGUUGUGAAAAUAAAGGAUUUGGUUUUGGAAUCUUCA